AUGAGUGCCAAGAAGCAGGAGGAGAUACGGGCCCUGCAGAUUAAGUUGGAGACGACGCAGAAGGCAUUAGAGGAGACGAGGAAGGUACUACAGACCAUGCGGGAUCUGCAUAGACAGUCUAAUGAGCUCAUGGGCACCCUCUCCUUAUAG
Molecule: messenger RNA, 150 nt
Organism: Perkinsus marinus ATCC 50983
Lineage: Eukaryota; Perkinsozoa; Perkinsida; Perkinsidae
Exons: 2
Coding region: 1-150 (49 amino acids)
Source: RefSeq, a predicted model, not a curated record